Molecule: messenger RNA, 7441 nt
Organism: Dipodomys ordii (Ord's kangaroo rat)
Lineage: Eukaryota; Metazoa; Chordata; Mammalia; Rodentia; Heteromyidae
Gene: Nhsl1
Product: NHS-like 1
Exons: 8
Coding region: 1-4695 (1564 amino acids)
Biological process (GO): cell differentiation
Source: RefSeq, a predicted model, not a curated record
AUGGUGGUGUUCAUUAAUGCAAAGAUUAAGUCCUUCAUUAAACUUUUUAAGAAGAAAACUGUUUCCAACCUAGAUGAGGAGAGUCGGUGGGCAGUGCACUACACUGCUCCAUGGCACCAGCAGGAGAAUGUGUUCCUUCCCACCACGAGACCCCCCUGUGUUGAGGACCUGCACCGCCAAGCCAAGCUCAACCUCAAAUCAGUGUUGAGGGAAUGUGAUAAGCUGAGGCGGGAUGGCUGCCGCAGUUCUCAAUACUACUCUCAGGGACCCACCUUCGCAGCCAGUGCCAGCCCUGUGGGUGAUGAGUAUCAGGAUGAGGAUGCAGAAAACGAUCAGAAGUGUUCUCUCUCUUCAUCAGAAGAGGAGAGACUUAUUGGCAUCAGGAGACCCAAAACGCCAACCUCAGGUGACUUUUCUGACCUUAAUACUCAGACGAACUGGACCAAGUCACUGCCACUGCCAACUCCAGAGGAGAAGAUGCGACAGCAAGCCCAAACGGUCCAGGCUGAUGUGGUUCCCAUUAACAUAACUGGGGAGACUUUCGAUCGCCAGGCCAGCCUCCGGCGGUCUCUAAUUUACACAGACACUCUGGUAAGACGACCGAAGAAAGUCAAAAGGAGAAAGACUAUUACAGGAAUCCCUGACAACAUACAGAAGGAGCUAGCAUCUGGCACUAGCCAAGAGGAUGUUGGGGGUCACUCACUGUACACCCCAGACCACUACUCCACAUUAGGAAGGCUUGAUAGCUCUCGGUUCUCCGGGCAGCGCUUGGAAACUAGGGACACCAGCUGUCAGACUGAGGAAGUGAAAGUUGUUCCACCUUCAAUGAGAAGAAUCAGGGCACACAAGGGGCUGGGCAUCGCUGCCCACAUGAGCCACUUCUCAGGCUCCUCUGGCAACAUGUCUGUGCUGAGUGACUCUGCAGGGAUCGUGUGCCCUUCUCGCCUCCACAGUGAUGCUGGCUUCCAUAGUCUUCCACGCUCUGGAGUCAGGGCCAGCACCCAUUCCCUGGAGGCAAGGUUCGGGGCUGGAGGCCCUGAGGAAGACCUGGAUGGUCCUUUUCUCUACCAGAGGGGAAACUCACAAGGAGAUGAAAACUUUGGACAUUUAGGAGACGGCUUGAGGAGUGGACCACUUUUGAGGCCCAAAUCCCAGGAGGCCAGGCACUUGGAGACUGAAGCCGUAACAAGCCCAGCCUGUGUGGUCUCUCCUCACGCCACCUACUCUACCAGCAUCAUCCCCAAUGCCACCCUUUCGUCAUCCUCAGAGGUUAUCAUUAUUCAUCCUGCUCUGAGCGUCGGGCAGCUGGACGGUAGAAUGACCCUUUCCUCCUCCUACUCGAAGAUGAAACCCACGUCCAGACGUGCUCCGAAAGAUGACCACCAGCCUUCGGGUCACCGCUGGCAUGAGAGUCACUCCACCCCGCCACAGGCCUCAGACUCCCCUUCCCACAGUGCCGCGCUGCUGUCCCACGGCGGUUCAGAUGUCUCUCUAAAUGCCCCAGCAAACCGGGAGAACGGGUCCCAAGCCAUGCCCUGCAGCUGCAGCAACCACCUGAACUUCCCAGUGCACCCCCACGAUGUGGAUGGCAAGAGGGAGUCUAGUUACUCAGGGGACCGCGGGCAUGCCGGCUCGGAGCCCUGGGAGUACCCAGCCUCCAGCAACGGGCGGGCCUCCCCUCUGAAGCCACAUCUGGCCACCUCUGGCUACUCUACUCCCACAAGUAACAUGAGCAGCAGCAGUCUGGACCAAGCGUCCAUCAAGGAGGAUGCUGGCUCCCUGUAUGCUGAGGAGCACAACGGCUACUGCGGGGCUCUGUCUAGCGACAGUGGACGCAGGCCCGGGCACCUGUGCAACAGCAGCGAGGGCUUCGGGAACCCCAGGCACAGCGUGGUCAAUGUGUUUGAUGGAAGAGCUGCUCAGAAAAGCCAAGGGGACCGGUCACAUUAUCUUGAUAAAUCCCUUUCCAGAAACAUCUCUCUGAAGAAAUCAAAGAAGCCUCCCUUGCCACCCUCCCGAACAGACUCUCUCCGCAGGACUCCCAAGAAGAGCGGCCAGUCUAAUGGGCAGGUGCUCAACGAGAGCCUGAUCGCCACGCUCCAGCACUCCCUGCAGCUGAGCCUCCCGGGCGCGGGCAGCGGCUCACCCUCACACAGUCCCUGCAGUGACUUUGAGGAGCCCUGGCUGCCUCGCUCUCGGAGCCAGAGCACAGUCAGCGCCAGCAGCAGCAUGACCUCGGCCACCACCCCCAACGUCUACUCCCUGUGUGGAGUCACUCCGUCCCAGAGCGACACCAGCAGCGUCAAGUCGGAGUACACGGACCCGUGGGGCUACUAUAUCGACUACACCAGCAUGCAGGAAGACUUGGGGCACCCAGCAGGAGGAUGCUCCACCAACAGUGGGGCUCCAAGUGGAAACGGGCCUGUGCGCCCCGUCCAAGAGGGACCCAGGGCCACGAUGCCCCAAGUGCCUGGUGAUGGCUCGGUCAAACCAAAGAUCACAUCACCUGAGAAAGCGCAGAGAGUCACGUCUCCAUCCAGUGGGUACUCCAGCCAGUCCAAUACCCCCACCGCACUCACCCCCGUGCCUGUGUUCUUGAAGUCCAUGUCGCCAGCCAAUGGGAAGGGGAAAGCCAAGCCGAAGGUGCCCGAGAGGAAGUCCUCUCUGGUCUCCUCGGUGUCCAUGUCCUCCUCAUCCACUUCUCUCUCCUCUAAUACUUCUACAGAAGGAAGUGGCACGGUGAAGAAGCUGGAUGCCGCCGUGGCCUCCCCCCUUGCUCCUCCUCCUCCUCUUCCUCCUCUGCCAUCUCCUUAUCCUGCCCACAAGUCUCCUGCUCUUCCUCUUCCUCCUCCUCCAGCAGAGUGCUUCGAGGGCGCUCCUCUGCCUCACUCUCCCAUGUUCCCCCCUCCGCCCCCAGAAGCCCUGGCUCCCUUCUGCUCCCCCACUCACUCGCCUCCCCCCUCAGCUCGGAGCCCCCUUCCAGGUUCCUCGGCCCCCUUGCCAGCACCUCCCCCAUUCCUGCCCUCCUCAGAGCCCCCACCUGCCCCACCUCUGGACCCCAACUUCAUGAGAGACACCAGGCCUUCUUACAAAGCCUCUGGCCAGCUCGAUUGCUCCCAGGAUACCCCCAGGCCACCUGUGAGCAAGGAGGAGCCAGCCAGGCCCCCCAUGCCCCUGAUCACCACAGAGGUGCUGCAGACAGUGCAGUUGAGGCCGGUGAGGAAGAACUCAGGCGCAGAGGCGGCACUGCUGUCUGAACCAAUUGCUCAGGAACAAGGAACCCCGACUGUUCCACAGUAUCACUUAAAGCCAUCUGCCUUCCUGAAAUCCCGAAAUAGCAUAAACGAAAUGGAGAGUGAAAGCCAGCCUGCCUCCGUGACAAACCUGCUGCCGACGCCUGCCAAGAGCCCGAGUCAGGGUGACCAUGACAGUGCAGCCAAGCGUGGCAGCCCUCCGAGCGCCAACUAUGGGGUUCCGGGCCCUGGGCCUGGCACCGGGGAGGCAGAGGCUCCACCAGACCCCAGAACUACCCCACUCCCAGACUCUUCACCCAGCAGAAAGCCACCUCCCAUCUCCAAGAAGCCCAAACUGUUCCUGGUGGUGCCACCUCCGCAGAGAAAUUUCACAGCGGAGCCUUCAGAGAACGGGAGAGAAGCCUUCUGCAGGUCACCCAGCCCCACCAGGGCAGGGGAGGGCUCUGUGCACAGCAAAGAGGCAAAAGAGAGCCCUGCAUUCCAGCCUGGCUCUCAUGCUACUGACCCGAGCAGCUCGGUUCUGGAGGGAGGAGCUGCAGGAGCUGUGUCCCCUGGCAGAGUGGAAGCCAAUGCUCCCAUGGUACAGCCCGAUGCCUCGCCAGCCCCUACACAGGAGGAGCCCCCCAAGAGCAGCGAGGAUGGCACGGGUGAGGCAGAGAGCUGUCUGUCUCAACAGGACAGCGCAGCCGGGGUGCCAGCAACCCAUUCAGCCAGUGCCUCUUCAGAAGCCUGGGACUGGAAGGAAGCCGGGAGUGAUGAGGUGAUGACCCCCACCAGACCCAGGACCACGGAAGACCUUUUUGCAGCGAUUCACAGAUCCAAGAGGAAGGUGCUUGGCCGGAAGGACUCGGAGGACGACCACACCCGGAACCACUCCCCCUCCCCGCCCGUGACGCCCACGGGUGCCGCGCCCAGCCUGGCCUCUCCGAAGCAGGUGGGGUCCAUUCAGAGAAGCGUACGCAAGAGCAGCACCAGCAGCGACAACUUCAAGGCCCUGCUGCUGAAGAAGGGCAGCCGGUCGGACGCCAGCGCCCGCAUGUCGGCGGCCGAGAUGCUCAAGAGCACGGACCCUCGAUUCCAGAGAUCGCGGUCCGAGCCGGCGCCCGACACCCCCGAGAGCCCGUCCAGCAAGACCAGGAGGGCCCAGGAGGAGUGGGCCAAGAACGAAGGGCUGAUGCCGAGGAGUCUGUCCUUCUCGGGCCCCAGGUACAGCCGCAGCCGCACGCCGCCCUCGGCGGCCAGCAGCAGGUACAGCAUGCGGAACCGCAUCCAGAGCAGCCCCAUGACCGUCAUCUCCGAGGGCGAAGGGGAAGCCGGGGAGCCCGCCGACCACCGGGCUCGCCACGCGCUGGACGUGGCCAGGGGGUGCGCGCCCGACGGCCUGGCGCGGGAGCAGGCGGACGGGACCCCCGUCCAGGGCAGUGGCAGAGAGGAGAGCUAGGACCUGGAGGCGCCUGUCCCCGGCGAGGCAGGGAUGACGGUGCACCGGCUCGGGAAGCCUGUGGGGCCCUACCCGGCCCGCGCGAGGGACCCCACGCAGCAGCAUCGGUGCUGGGGCCCCCAGGGCUGUGGGUCACGUAGCACCCACGUGGUGAAAAGCAAGUAGAAGCUUACACUUCUGAACGUGCUUCCUGGGGAAGAUGAUGAUGAUUAAAUGAUGCGUGUGUGUGUGUGAGUUUUGAACACUUUAACAGCUACACACACUAACAGUAUGUACAGAGAAACGGGAGAGAGCAGGUCAGCAAAGCUAGGUAGAGGAGUGCAGUCUCCGGGACUAGGCCGUAGUUUGCUUUGGAAGCACUGUGUAUGGAAUGCGCCCCGGGGGAAGGAGAAGGCCAUCACUUGUGGGAGAGGGAGGCUGUAGGCCAGCCGGGCACCCAACCCUCGCGAGUGCGCACGCGCGCGCAUGCGUGCUGCUGAGGGCGGCACCGCGAAGCUGGGAAGGGCUGGGUGCCACGGGUUCAGGUACUGGUUUUCUUUUUCUUUUUUUCUCCUGGGAGGGUAAAAGGCUUUGCUUCUUUCUCAGUUCAAAUGAAAUCACAAAAGUGGAAGUAACAAGGCUGACAUGGUGCCUGCUGCUGCCCGCAGCCCGCACACAGCUCGGCGUGGCUGGGUUGCUGGGAAGGACCGCCUUGAGUAGGCGCUGGAGCCGAAGCGCGCAUGCGCACAGGGGCAGGCCGCGCCUCCGGGCAGGGAGGAGGAAGUGCUACACUGCUGGGAUUUGUUGCCUGCUUAUUAAACCUUUUCAUGAUUAAAUUUUUGAACACUUGCACUACAGAACUGUGGGCGAAGGCUUUCCUUUUUUAUGAGAGUUUUUUAUAGUUUUUUUUUUCCUUUCUCUUUAACCAGAGUUUAAGCUUCCACUUGGCAAUUUCUUAUCACUUGAAAGGUCAGCAUUUGCUAACUUUUGGAUAUCCUUUUGGUUACACCAAAGAAAAAAAUAAGACAAUUUUUUCCCUUGAACUGCCUACAGCAUCAUAAUUUAGAAAAAAAGUUUACCAAAAGCUAUGAUAUAUUAUCUCAUUUUGAAGAAAAUGCUGGAUAUAGCUCUUGUUAGUCAAAUAAACUGAUGAAAAUUGGUAGGGCUUGGCAAUUAAUUAGCCCUGGGAAAUGAAUUUUUUAGAUUAAAAAUGUUUUUGCAUCAUUUGGUUUGUGCGUUUCUAUAUUUGUGUGUAAAUAAUUAAAUAUAAAUACCUUCUAGUCUCCAGUCAGAGUUCCAACAGUGGCAGACAUGGGAGAAAGGUAUGUGACAUAUUUAUGUUAACAUACUCUUCCCAUGGGCCGCACCCUCCCUCCCAGUUUUGGCAUACUUGGAAUAAACUAGUGUUGCCUUCUUUGUCAGAAUGGAAAUCUUGUGAUCCUUGGUCUAAAUUGAGUGCAACCAUCCGUUGCCAUCGACAGUGGAAUGAAAGUGUGAUCUGAAAGUCAGACCACCUGUGUCAAACCAUCAUAAACAAACCCAUUUUAGACAUGUCUUCAGGGGAAAGUUAAGCCUCCUUUCUGUCUCAGCAGCCAACAGAGCCCCUCUUUUCAUACAACCAGAAACGAAGAGGACCUGUGUCCAUGGGUUCAAGGGUUUUUUUAUUCUUUGGGACAGUUGUCUCUACAAUGGGGGCACAGGGAUGGUUUUUGUAAACAUUAGGAAAGUAAUGUUGGCUUUUGAAUAUGCAGUCUUCCCAUACCUUCCAACAAAUGAUUAGAAUGUAUGUGGCUAUUAGAAAUCUUGAACUUAAUAUAUAAAUCAUUUGUUUGAAGGUACAAUAAGCAACAUUAAAACUAAUUAUAAAAUGAUUAAACAUCCCCAUUUUGAAAGAUAUUUAUUAGAUUUGAAAUUUACUUUGAAUAAAACAGUUGUAAAAUCAGUCUUUGAAACUUCUUUUGGCUUGUCCAUGUGUUUUGGGAGUUUUUUGUUUUUUGGAUAAUGAGAUAGGUUUUCUUGUACCAAAUUACUCAGUGCUUUGCUGGAUACAAAACAGAACAGCAGUGAAGACCAGAAGGUUCCUGUGGGAGGUGGGGACCCCACUGAGGCAAGACAGAACAUCACAGACUCUGGGUGCUGUGGCUAAAAGGACAUUUGGAAAAACAGCUCCAAAUAAUGUUACAAGGGCUUUUGAAUGUCAUGGGAAUAACCAAAGGCUGGUAUAUCAAAAGACAUAAUGUGUGGGGGGCUAUGAGAACUUUUCACAGGUUUGGAUGAUAGCGGAAGAAGAAUGUACACAUCCCUCGAGCAUGCUGUAUCCUCAGCUGUAGUGCUCGGCUACCCCGAGGGCUGCUUCUGUGUCUGGGCUGGGUCAUACUCAAAGCUCUAUGUGGGUAGACUAGAUGGCUCUUCUUAUGGCAGAUAGGCAUGGAAGCCCUUGGGCUGAAUUACUGCUAGCUUAAUCUAUCUAAGAGUUGGAGAGAAUCAAGUGAGCAUUUGGUCUGUCAGCUGGAGUCUGACUUUGAUUUGCUUUCUGCCUUCUACCUGCUUCUGAAGAAUCUUGAUUGAAAUUCAUCACUUCUCAAGGGGAUGAGAUAUCCAGUUGGUUCUCCAUAUUCCUAAAGUCCUAGAGCCACGGUUUCAACUCGCUACACACCAAAAAUAUCUGAAAAACGGGCUGCAGAUAUAGCUCAGUGUGAGAGCACUUACCUAAUGUGCAAGGCCCUACAUUUAAUCCCUGACACUACAAAAGAUUUUAAAUAAUCUG